CCGUUGCCUUCGCCCCCCCCAUAAUUCCCAUAAACAAUCAUCAUUAUACUGUCUCGCGGUCGCAUCCUCCUCUCCCUAUUCUACUUCUACUCUCUCCUCUUAGACCUCUAUUUCUAUCCUUUCUCCCUUCUACCUUUUCCCUCUCCCUCCUUUUGAUCUCGCCCGUUGACCCCAAGGGAUCUCCAUUUGAAAACCUCCGGUUUAUCCCAUAUUAUUUUUCGAUUUUUUGAUUUAUUAUCCAUCACUAUCGCCAUCUCCUUCUCUGGAACUAUCCUAUCCCAUAUCGGCCCUCCCCCAAUUUGGACCCUCACUCCCUGGAAUGGAUUUCUCCCUGUGAAUGACCCUGGACCUUUUCUAUUUUAUUUGGAACCGUGUGAAACUCUCCAACAACAAGAUACCACAAUCCUUGGACUCCCCCCCGAUUUAUUGCCACUUGUUGACCUGGACUCGAUCCCUUGGACACGACCCGUUGUGAACACUUGCCACUCGACUUAAUCCCGGAAGAACUGGAUUCAAAGAAGACAACCUCUCCCCAGGAGUAACCCAUUUUGGAUCUUACCUUGUUCGACUAUAUUUCUACCUCUUCUUACUUUCCCUUCUCCUCCCUUGCUUCUCUCCCGGACAUUCCAUGUUGGAGAUACUCUCCGGAUAUAUACAUCCAAAUAACAUGUAUCCGACCGACCUUCCCACUCCUCCCCACUCCCCCAUCACCAUCCCCCGCUGCUAUGCUCCCGAGGACCGUGUAGGAUGGAUCUUGGCCAACCGGCUUGAACUCACCGGCAUCCUCGGUGUCGGCGCGUACGGAGUGGUAUAUACUGCCUUGGACAUCCACACGCAUAUCCAAUAUGCCGUCAAGGCCCUCAACAAGUCUGGGCUGGAUCCCCGACAACUCAAAUAUCAACAGCGCGAGAUUCGUCUUCAUCACCGGGCGUCUCAACAUCCCAAUGUGGUCUCCCUGGUGCGCAUUAUGGAUUCCCUGGACUGUACCUACGUCGUGAUGGAGUUCUGCCCCGAGGGCGAUCUGUUCUCCAGUAUCACCGACAAGGGCCACUUUGUCGGGAAUGACCCCUUGGUCAAGCGUGUGUUCCUACAACUCCUGGAUGCCGUACAGUUCUGCCAUUCCGUCGGGAUUUACCACCGGGAUCUGAAGCCGGAGAACGUUCUGGUGACGGACCAGGGCAUGACGGUCAAACUCGCCGACUUUGGCCUUGCGACCGAGGAUUACUAUACCUCGGACUUUGGUUGCGGUUCUACUUUCUAUAUGUCGCCUGAGUGUCAACAACCCCAUCCCCGCCCCAUGUCCUGCUACGCCUCAGCCGCCAAUGACGUCUGGAGUCUCGGUGUGAUGCUGGUCAACCUGACCUGUGGUCGUAACCCCUGGAAGCGCGCCUCCCUCGAGGAUUCCACUUUCCGGGCCUAUCUCAAGGAUCCAUACUUCCUCCAGUCCAUCUUGCCCCUGUCCACGGAGAUGGUCUACAUUCUGAGCCGUGUCUUUGAGCGCGACCCAGCCAAGAGGAUCACCAUCCCGGAACUGCGCCAGCUGAUCGUGGACUGCCCCCGGUUCACCAAAUCAGUUAUGACCAUGGCCUCUACCCCGGUUCAAUCCCCAGUACAAGUCCUCCAGCCCCAGGUCCCCGUUCAAGUCCCCACUGCCUGGGACCGUCUUCAGAACCUUAUCCCGCCUUCUCAGGUCUUCAACAUGCCCGUGGAUCACCAGCAGUUGCAUAUGCAUGCCCAGCCUUCCGUUUCGUCCUCGGAUUCCUCGCACUACUCGGAUUUCUCCGAGUCUGCUAUCUCCGAAGCGUCCGCUCUCACCGAGGACUACUCCGAUUACUCUGACUACAACUGUAUGUCGCCAGUUAUCUCGGUGCAGGUGCAAGUACCGGACUGCAAGGUCGUCUUCCCUCAUUCGAUCUGUGUGGAGCAACCCAUCCCCGUGGAUUGUUUCGCUGCUGGCGCCCCGAUUCAGGUUUGCUGAACGCCCCGAGGCCACUUUAUAUCACUACUUUACGAUCUCCCUUCUUGGACUUGGACUACCCUCCCACCACUCUCCCCUUUAACGCAGCAUCACGAUCUCACGCCCCCUCAACCUCCCACCAUUACCCCCAUUGGAUUUUUGCUUUACCUGCGCCUGGAGUUCUCCUUUCGAUUCAGCAUUUCGGUUGCUUCGCUCUACCCUGGAUUAUUCCCAUCUUCAAAAGCUGCCGCGCAACCAAAAAAAAGUGUGCUUGCCGAGGAUUGAUCAAUCCCGCACCCAGCCAGCCCAUUUGGACUACCUCGGCCACCAGCUUUUCUAUUCCCUGUGACCCUUUUAAUUACCCGGACAUAUUUCCCGUCUUUUCAAAACUUUCCUGGAUUAUACCCAAACACUGAUGGCCCAGCCGUGCGACUUCUGAAUCCAACACCGUUGGGCCUGUUUAUCUUGUCUUGUCCCCGCGGGACAGGAUAGGAUGGAUUUUGUUUUCUGCUAUUUCCUUUCUCCUGUUUUAAUAUUUUGCCCACAUACUGGACGGAUGGUUGUUUUGAUUGUCUUUUCUUUUUUUUUUCUUUUCUUGACACAUAUUGGCAUAAUAUAUUGGGAGGCUCACGUGAAGAAGACAGUCGAAUCAUCCCGGUUCGGGCACCUGUCAUCAUCAAUUUCGUUGGGAAUUUUACCCGGUCGUUCGGGCGUUGGUUUAUCUCGCUUCCUUUUCAAUAUUGUCUGAAAUGGGCUGGCAAUUCUUCACAUGUUUUUCUUUCUACGAUCUUAUGGGUGGUGAUCAGAUAUGAUCUUCUCGGCUUUUUUGUGUGUCUGGAUGGAAAUUUUGGCAUUUGCAUAGACCAUUGUGUGUUUUUCGCGGCAUGGCUGGUUUGGAUUCGGAUCUGGAUCUGGAUUUGGAUUUGGAUAUCAUUUCUGGGAUCUAUUGGGAUUGGGAUUUUGUUUAUUAUUUAUGAUAUGAUACCUUAAAGACUCUGCGGAGCGAAUUGAUCAGACUAUUGAAUUUCA
Messenger RNA from Penicillium subrubescens, 2986 nucleotides. Its product is annotated as serine/threonine-protein kinase. Gene Ontology annotation, biological process: peptidyl-serine phosphorylation; autophagy. The coding region runs from base 629 to 1978 and encodes 449 amino acids. Gene Ontology annotation, molecular function: ATP binding; protein serine/threonine kinase activity. Lineage: Eukaryota; Fungi; Ascomycota; Eurotiomycetes; Eurotiales; Aspergillaceae. The record is from RefSeq and is a predicted model, not a curated record. The transcript is spliced from 2 exons. Gene Ontology annotation, cellular component: cytoplasm.